AUGUCAGCACUUUCACAAACCAACACACCAGAACGUGCACGAUCGUUUUGGAGGAAUGUUGGGUUUCACCUUUGCCAAGGAUUUGUUCAUAAUGUGGCGCAUGACAUAACUUUUCACCUUGAGAAUCACCAAUUCCUCAACACUCAUGAGCUUGAGGCAAUCUCAGAUGUAAUGCACAAUUUGGACAAUGAGGUCCAUGAUAUCACUGUCAACCUCUGCGAGUCUCAAAACCACUUCAAUAUGCUCAGAUGUUGUUGCGUUCCCGUGAUCCAGAACUUGUCCAACAUCGUCGCCUCUUCAAGACCCAACUCAAAAGCUCAAAGAGACGAUACAAAACUCUUAUGCGCACCUUCAAACGUUAUAACAAGGAUGUCGCCAUGCUCGGGGCAAUUCUAUCUGAGGAGACAUACUGAAGCUGGAGUACCAUCUGAGACAGCUACAGAAGUUCCUAGUGAAUUAUAA
This is a messenger RNA of Melampsora larici-populina 98AG31, 462 nucleotides long. RefSeq lists its product as uncharacterized. The transcript has 2 exons. The record is from RefSeq and is a predicted model, not a curated record. NCBI's taxonomy places the organism in Eukaryota, Fungi, Basidiomycota, Pucciniomycetes, Pucciniales, Melampsoraceae. The coding region runs from base 1 to 462 and encodes 153 amino acids.